CUUUUCGUCUUCGUUCGUUAAAUUGACCUGUUUGGCGCCUCAACUCUAUCUCUACCACCACUGCAUCCUAUAUAACUCUACCAUAUCGACUGUUACUCAAGAAAGGAACUUGAACAAUGCACCUUAUGUAUACUUUGGAUGAGAGGGGAAACCGAGUUUACACUCUCAAAAAAGUGACUGCUGCUGGCAAGCCCACGAAGUCCGCCCAUCCUGCUCGAUUUUCUCCCGAUGACAAGUUUUCCAGACACCGAGUCACCAUCAAGAAGCGAUUUGGGAUCCUCCCCACCCAGCUUCCUUGCAAGCCCUUAUAAAUCACUCAAGGAGAUAUGGGAGCUGUUUAGACAGACGAUGCAUGUUGUAUGAUACGUGAAUGACUUCAGUAACAUAAUGGCGGGACUGAAGGUAGAGUGCGACUUGCUGGUUCUGAAAUGCACAUGAUAGCGAACGGCGU
This is a messenger RNA of Cryptococcus deneoformans JEC21, 451 nucleotides long. RefSeq lists its product as hypothetical. Lineage: Eukaryota; Fungi; Basidiomycota; Tremellomycetes; Tremellales; Cryptococcaceae. Gene Ontology annotation, biological process: snRNA pseudouridine synthesis; rRNA pseudouridine synthesis; positive regulation of telomerase RNA localization to Cajal body. Bases 117 to 311 code for a protein of 64 amino acids. Gene Ontology annotation, molecular function: box H/ACA snoRNA binding; telomerase RNA binding. The transcript is spliced from 5 exons. Gene Ontology annotation, cellular component: box H/ACA snoRNP complex; box H/ACA telomerase RNP complex. The record is from RefSeq and is a predicted model, not a curated record.